This is a messenger RNA of Staurois parvus, 687 nucleotides long. The record is from the annotation of a GenBank genome assembly. NCBI's taxonomy places the organism in Eukaryota, Metazoa, Chordata, Amphibia, Anura, Ranidae.
AUGGUUUUUACCCUGGCCCCAGGAUUAGAAGACCACUAUGAAGAUAUUAAUUUUAUCAAUGUGAUUGAUACACUCAUCCAAGCUUGCAUUUUUGGAUACAAUACCAGCUUAGGCCUUCUUACAGCUAUAAGCAUUGAAAGAUGUCUGUCCGUCCUAUUUCCUAUCUGGUAUCACUGCAACAGACCAAAGCAUCUAUCGUCUGUGGUGUGUGCCUUCAUAUGGGUCACUUCUUGUCUGUUUAGUGCACUUGAGGUAGCUUUUUGUUACAAUGUUACAUACAACCGCACAGGCCUGAAAAAUGGAUCUGGUAAGGAAUGUAAAGUUGUCUUUAUUAUUAUCUGUUGUUUUAGCUUCAUUGUCUUUAUUCCAUCCAUGACAGUAUCAAGCUUGAUUCUGCUUAUUAAAGUAUGGAAACGUUCUCAUCAACGGCAACCUAAGAAGUUAUAUGUGGUCAUCACAGUGACAGUCAUUUUCUUCCUUGUGUUUGGAAUGCCCAUGCGAAUCCUGCUACUAGCAUGGUACAAACACCAUAUUAUGCCACCUUUCCCCAUGAUGGAUUUAUUUUCUUUGUUCUGCUCUAUGAACAGUGCCAUAAAUCCUUUUGUAUACUUCCUUGUUGGUCGCAGAGGCACCCAUGGUGGAAAGUUUAACACUCCUAGCUAUUCUUCAGGCUGUAUUUCGAGAUGA